AUGAGACGCCUGGAACUGUCAACUACGCCAAAUAUGAUCCUUCCCCAGGCUUUUGUUCACUUGAAGUCGCUUCAGCAUUUCCAGAUAAAGAAAUUCAACACGAUUGCUGAUCCAGAUGCAGCCAGCUCAGGCGACAGCGCUAUUUGCGACUACAUUCAAACUCCAAAACUGGAUUGGGUGAAAUUUAUUAACUGGGUAGUACUCAGUUGCCGAAAAUUCGAUCACUACAGCUCCUGCGUAAGACAUGGCGUAGAAGGCAUCAGUUUGGAGGGCAGACACCUUUUGCUGGAUGACAUCACUGUAACGACGUACAGCCUGGUAGAGUGGCAUGUUGGAUGGAAUACGAUAACCAUUGACGUAGAAGACGGGAGUCAGCCGACUUUCCAAAUCGGUGGGAGCAAAAAAGCGGUGGUGGGCACCGCUGUGACUGCUGCCGCUGCUGCUACCGCCACCGCCGCGGUAGUGAUGAUGGUGGUGUUGUUGCUGUUGCUGGGACUGAUGUUGGCUCUUGCCACACUUUGA
This is a messenger RNA of Dibothriocephalus latus, 522 nucleotides long. Lineage: Eukaryota; Metazoa; Platyhelminthes; Cestoda; Diphyllobothriidea; Diphyllobothriidae. The record is from the annotation of a GenBank genome assembly.